AUCUUGCCGUGUUCCUCUACCCCUAACCCUAUGUUUGAUUCACAUACCUCGUUUAUUGUGAUCGUUGAGUCCUAGGUUUUGGGUUUCACAUAAUGGAGUACAAUAACUAAGGCAAAUUGGGUGGAUAGAAGGAGAGUGUAACAUUCCUCAGAUGUCUUAAAAGUGCUUCUUAGGAGCUUACUGGGAAGUUUCACUGUACGUUUAUUGUGUUAUUAACGAGGAGUUUGCAGUGAAGAAGGGAAAUGUCUUUCCACAAUCAAGCAUUUUGGAUGGGAAAUAAUUCUGGGUCUUUGAAUGAUGGUGACAAGACAUAUGACAAUUCUUCUAGAAUUGAAUCCAAACGUGGCCAUCAGUGGUUCAUGGAUGGCCCUGAAGUGGAUAUGUUUCCCAAUAAGAAACAGGCAGUAGAGGCUCCAAACAAUUUAUUGUCAGGAAUGCUCAACUCCAAUAUUUCUUCAUGGGGAAAUUCCUCAAGUCUUCACUCUUUUACUGGUCAUUUUACUGAACAACUAUUUGAGCCAGAUGCAGCAACUAUGAAUUUUGAAGAUGCAAACAUUUCCUCUGUUAGCAUGGAUAGCACGUUAAGUGUGGAAAGAAAAGAUAAUUUGGAUCCAUUUGGGAAUGACUCCUCAUUUGGUUUAUCCAUGUCAACUACAUUAGAAGAUCCUCGAUUAGUUUUUAAUUAUGAUGGAAUUAGAAAAGUCAAAGUUAAUGAGGUGAAGGAAUCUGAGAGUGUCAGAUCUGUCCCUACAAAUACAAAUAAUCCCUAUGAUAGGGGAGUUAGCAGCAAUGUGUCAUAUCCUCAUGCAUACAACGGGGGUGAUAAUUCCAUAUCAAUGAGUCAAACCUACAACAAAGGGGAUGCGAAUAUAAUAUCUAUGGAUGAUGCUUAUGAGAGGACAGAUAACAAUUUAAUGUCGAUUGGUCAAUCUUAUAACAAGGGAGAUGACAGCUUAUCUAUUCAUCCAACAUACAAAGAGAUUUGUAAUCCACUAUCAAUGGAUCAAGGAUUCAGCAAGGCCGAUAGUGAUGUGAUGUCUAUUACUCAAGCUUACAAGGAGGCCCAUGACAAUUCUAUGUCAAGUAACCACUUAUUCAGCAAGGUUGACACUGGCACCAUAUCAGUGGGUCACACCUACCACAAGGGGAGAAAUGACCUGCCACUUGUUUCCCAUUCUUAUAACAAAGGAGAGAGCACUAUCAUAUCCUUUGGUGGCUGUGAUGAUUAUGAUACAACUCCCUCUGGGAUAUUUAUUUCCAGCUAUGAACUGUUGAUGGGUCAAGCACCUUCACAUAAGUCAGAAUCUGUGAAUGAGAAAGAUUUGGUUAGAUCUACUUCUAAUUUACUUCCAAGUACGGCUCAGACAUCUGCACCUGAAAAUGAAAAUGUUCCCAAGACAAAAGAUGAGAUGAAAAUGUCAAAGAAAGCUACUUCAAACAACUUCCCCUCCAAUGUCAGAAGUUUGCUAUCCACUGGAAUGCUGGAUGGUGUCUCUGUAAAAUAUAAGGCCUGGUCGCGGGAGAAGGAACUUCGAGGUGUCAUAAAAGGUGCUGGGUAUUUGUGCAGCUGUCAGUCAUGUAAUUUUUCCAAGGUCAUUAAUGCAUAUGAGUUUGAACGACAUGCUGGUUGCAAGACUAAACAUCCCAAUAAUCAUAUUUACUUUGAGAAUGGGAAAACUAUAUAUGGGGUAGUACAAGAGCUCAGGAGCACUCCGCAGACUAUGUUAUUUGAAGUUAUUCAAACAAUAACUGGUUCACCUAUCAAUCAGAAAUCCUUCCGGAUUUGGAAAGAAUCCUUUUUGGCUGCUGCACGUGAACUCCAACGCAUAUGUGGAAAAGAUGAAGCAAAACAAUUGUUAUAAAGGAGAAAUUUGGAGUUGUGAGAUAGGACAAUCCUUGUUGGGUUCAUAGGAGUAAUAUUUCGAUAUACCUUUUGCUGACUGGUUGUCAACACUAAAAGUUUUGAAUCUUUGUCCUAUCUGAGGUUAACUCUGUCUUUUGGUGAAAAUAGAAGGGAACCCUGCAAACAAAAUGGAUCAUAUGUGUUGCAAAUUGAAUGUAUCAUGGCGAUAUAUGAUAUAAUCAUGAAGGGAAAUUGAUUUUGAUGUCAUGAUCUUAUUAAAACAACAUAAU
Messenger RNA from Gastrolobium bilobum, 2133 nucleotides. RefSeq lists its product as uncharacterized. The transcript is spliced from 6 exons. Lineage: Eukaryota; Viridiplantae; Streptophyta; Magnoliopsida; Fabales; Fabaceae. The record is from RefSeq and is a predicted model, not a curated record. The coding region runs from base 243 to 1862 and encodes 539 amino acids.